Aspergillus sclerotioniger CBS 115572 is the source of this 1750-nucleotide messenger RNA. Its product is annotated as NAD(P)/FAD-dependent oxidoreductase. The transcript is spliced from 7 exons. Lineage: Eukaryota; Fungi; Ascomycota; Eurotiomycetes; Eurotiales; Aspergillaceae. Gene Ontology annotation, molecular function: electron-transferring-flavoprotein dehydrogenase activity; flavin adenine dinucleotide binding. The record is from RefSeq and is a predicted model, not a curated record. Bases 266 to 1588 code for a protein of 440 amino acids. Gene Ontology annotation, cellular component: cytoplasm.
GUGAUAGCGAACCACAUCUCAACUCCACAUGUCCAAUACCAGCAAGUAACGCCACUCCCACCCGGAUACUAUCCGGAUGCAUGUCUCGGAGCCCACGCGGCGUUAUUCCCAGCACCUCCGAGGUGAAACCCGCGCUCGGAGAUACCAGGCCGGGAGAUCAGAUAAGGAAAUUGCCGAGCCCCUGGACAUCCCCCACCUUGCCCCGGGGCUAAUGCUUCUCCCGCCCAUAUAAGAGCUGGCUGGUCGCUCCGGUUGCGAAUUGAUCAUGUUCCUGGCCUUAGAACGAUUUCAAUUUCCGUGGGCCUUGAUUCUGAUCUGCGCCGUGAGCAUAGCACUCGUCAUAUCAUCCAUUGGACCUAGUAUACCGGAAGAUCGAAACGCACAGUCUACCAACAUGGCUGCCUCUUCGCUGAAGAAUGUCAUUGUGGUGGGUGGUUCGUAUGUGGGAAAGGCAGCAGCGCAAGAGCUUGCACGGGUCAUUCCCAACACACAUAGAGUCCUCUUGAUCGAACCCCACAGCCACUUCCACCAUCUGUUCGCAUUUCCCCGAUUUGCCGUUCUCUCUGGCCACGAACAGAAAGCCUUCAUCCCCUACACCCGCCUCUUUUCCUCCACACCCAACCCCACACAACACGCAGUCGUCCAAGCCCGCGUGCUAUCCGUACAACCGCAGCACGUGGACCUCGACCGUGCCUGGCAAGGACAGAAGCAGAUCCCAUUCGAAUACCUCGUCGUUGCAACGGGCACGCGCCUCGCCGAACCCGCAGCCAUGAAAGACGAGGACAAGCCUUCCUCCGUACUCUAUCUCCAGAAACACCAAGCAGACGUCAAAAAAGCCAAGUCCGUCGUGAUCGUGGGCGGUGGAGCCGUCGGCGUACAAAUGGCCACCGACAUGAAAGAGCUCUACCCGGAGAAGGAAAUCACUGUGGUGCAAUCGCGCAACCAACUCAUGCCCCAAUUCCACCACGGUCUCCACGAAAUAGUCAAGAAGCGCUUCGAAGAGCUCGGCAUCAACCUCAUAACCGGCACACGCAUCAUCGUCCCCGAAGACGGCUUCCCCAACAACGGCACCCCAUUCAACGUGCAACUCAACAACGGCACCUCCCUCACAACCGACUUCGUGAUCCUCGCCACCGGCCAAAAGCCCAACAACGACCUCAUCAAAGAUCUCCCCUCAUCUUCAUCCGACUCCCUCAUUAACCCCGAGAACGGGUUCAUUCGUAUCCGCCCCACCCUGCAAUUCCAAGACGCAAAGUACCCGAAUCUGUUUGCGUUGGGGGAUAUUGCUGAUACUGGGCUGCGCAAAGCCGCUCGACCGGGUGGCGGACAAGCCGCGGCUGUCGCGAAGAAUAUUCAGGCUUUGAUUGAGGGAAGCAAACCGGAGGAAGCUUUUCCGCCGUUUCCGAUGGCGAUUCAUAUUACUUUGGGAUUGAAAUACAACAUUGUGUUCCGGAACCCGAAUCCGAAGGAGGGACAGAAUGAGCCGGUGGUUAAGGAGUCAUGGGACUCGCAAGAAGAUAUGGGUAUUGAUAGGUGGUGGGAGCGGAUGGGAUUCCAGGAGAACGGCCCAUCGCAGUACCAUUUGUAAAGGAAUUGUUUGGUGAUACCAUUUUGAAUAUUUAGCUGGAAAGACUUGGAAAUAGACUUAUAUGAUUAUGCAUUGAUUGCUUGUUCAUAAGCUAGGUUGUAUCUUGGUUGAUUCAAUCGAGAUACGGAGUCUGAUAGAUGAAAUCUGAGAAAGCAAAUGAUU